AUGCUUACAAGUCAGGAUGUGGUUUUUCAUGAAUCCACGUUCCCUUUUCAGUCAGAGACCUCCCAACAGUUUACUUGGGUUCCUGGCACUGUCUUCCAGCGUGCCCCUGAUGAUCCGGAUGAUGAGUUGGUCUUGGGCGACAGCAGUCCCACCUUCGGGCCGCCCUCUCCUUCUCAUGGGCUUUCUGCGUCCGCCCCACCCGUCCAGCCGGAGAAGAGGGCAUGCGUGCCUUCCUCGGCCCAGCCCGCUUCUGGGCCCAGCCGCUUUGGCCCAGUUUUGCCCAGCCGCACUGGUCCAGCUUCGCCCCAGCCCAUCGCCUCUUCUCGAGACUCUUCUAUCUCUCGCUGA
Molecule: messenger RNA, 348 nt
Organism: Linum trigynum
Lineage: Eukaryota; Viridiplantae; Streptophyta; Magnoliopsida; Malpighiales; Linaceae
Source: the annotation of a GenBank genome assembly